AUGGCUUCAACAGCAGUGUACAUGUGUACCCACUUGGGCUUACUGUCAGUUAUUUUGAAUCUGUUUGUCAUUGUCGCACUUGUGAGGAAUCGUCGACGAGUUCUAAUGAAUGUUUUCUAUGUAAUUGUUUUACAUUGUGCAAUUCUGGAUGUGGCACGGGGAUCAUGUCUUGUCAUAUAUGGCUUACCAUCUUUAGUGCAAUCUGUAUAUAAAAUGAUGGAUUCAACGUUACAGUUAACAACGAACGUCAUACUGUUCAGGGCAUCCGCAUUUGCUUUAGUUAUAUUAAGAAUAUGCAAUUUGUUAACAAUUUUCAAUCUUCUCGUAUUCACACUGAAUGAAUUCAUCGUCAUCACCUAUCCAUUACAUUACCGGCGAUAUUUCCGUCGACGUGUUGUCCUUGUUAUUUUAUGCUGCUGUUGGAUUGUCAGCAUAAUUAUGGGCAUGGGAUUGCUUUUCCCGAAAUCUUCUCUCAAUUUAGCGACAUCGUCGGACGAUAUAUGGCAUAUCGAUGUUGCUACGUUAAGUAUGCUAACUAUAUCUGUUUUAUGUGUUCUGGUACUUUUCGCCGUCAUGGUCUGCUAUGGCUUCAUCUUACGCACAAUUCGCAAAUUCAAAGAUGAGAAUGGCUCAAUGAAUACCGAAGAUAGUCAUCGUCAUAAUAAUGGAAGUAAUCGUGUUCAUCGUACUAUUAAUGGAACGUCUUCAAACUGCUCUAAUGGAGCUUCUAAUGGAAGCAGAAGCCGUAAAUUCAAAUUACAAGCUGUUCAAAGACAUAAAUAUAUUUAUGUUAUUGGAUCAGUGCUUAUGGUUGAUCUACUUUUCUUAUGUCCUUAUUCAGGAAUCCAGAUAGUUUCAUUUUUGCAUAUCAAUGGCUUUUUGCAAAUAACUCAUAGCAGCACAUUCAUCCGUUGGUGGCUUCAGGUUCUUAUUGGUGUUCAUUCUGUGUGCCAACCUCUUUGCUAUUUCCGAAUGACAGAAUUCAGAAGAUUGGCUUGUUGUGGAAGUCGUAAGCAAUGGAAUCGCUCUAAAAGUUAUUCCCAGCUCAACCGAAGCUUUGCGAACACUCGAUCUGUUAACCGCGAUGAAGAGGAACAAAAAGAAGAAGACGCUACAACCAUGUUCCCUGAAGACACAAUGCUUCUUAAAGAAGGACAAAGAACACCCCUCUCAUCCGAUCGUUCUCGUUCCCCAACUGUAGGUCACAAUUGGUCUCGUGCCGAAUCAGUUCGUUUCCGAACAUAUGGGAAUGACUAUGCUCAGCCAGUAAAAGUUGUAAAUGCUGGACCAACACCUCCAUCUCGUGCUUCAUCGACCACAUCUGAUAAGACAGCUACUGUGGAUAUCUUAGAAAUGAAAGAGUUUGGAUAA
Molecule: messenger RNA, 1371 nt
Organism: Auanema sp. JU1783
Lineage: Eukaryota; Metazoa; Nematoda; Chromadorea; Rhabditida; Rhabditidae
Source: the annotation of a GenBank genome assembly